Molecule: messenger RNA, 747 nt
Organism: Hirsutella rhossiliensis
Lineage: Eukaryota; Fungi; Ascomycota; Sordariomycetes; Hypocreales; Ophiocordycipitaceae
Exons: 3
Coding region: 1-747 (248 amino acids)
Source: RefSeq, a predicted model, not a curated record
AUGAGCCGACUCCCAGAUCAAGUGUCCAAGGGCCAAUGGCUACUCUCAAACGUCAUGAGGCCGCUCAGCAGCAAGUACGAACCCUACGUCAGCGACGAAAGGCUCCGAGGCAUGAACAUCACCAUGUCGGAUCUCGACUUUGUCAGCGGAAAGCCAGGAAACGGCGGAGAGCAGUUCAUCGAGCCCAUCCCUGCAGUCACCGUGAACCAAUGGCUCAACGAGACGAAACCGUGGACGAUUCGCAGAGACUUCCACGUCCAGCCCGAGUUCGCUGACAAUCCCCAAAACAGUUAUCGUGCCCUUAAUUCCCUCUCCCGAGGCGAAGCAGACUGGCAAGUCAAGUGCAUUCUACGACACAAUGCCACGCCGCACGAACCCCACGUUCUUACCGUGCUGGACCCUGACCUGGACAAACCACAUACAAUUUGCUUCCUGGCGGACAAUGCUCUUCUUCGGGAUGACCGCCUGUCGUCCAGUGAGGUCAUUACCGUCGUACUGCUUUCCGUUCUCCUUAGGGCUGAACCUAAACACAAUCCCAGGAAUCACCGCAUCUCCCCUGUCACCAUCGUAUCUGCCUCCAACAGGAGUGUGCGCAUUGUGCAAGGGUUUGCCGAUAUCGAAACCCGGGCGGUCGAAAUCCGCAAGUCUCCCAUUGUCCACUUUGACCAGGGCGUAUGGGCAAAUUGGGAUCAAUGGGUCAUCGUCCUGGGCUGGUUGAUGGGAAAUCCCAUCGGCAACACAUUCUGA